AUGACAGAUGCCGAUGCAGAUGAUGGACUGGUCAGGUCAAGUGUGUACGCGUCGAGACAUCGGCGUCGGCUCCACGGGCCGGCUCCGGAAAAACCUGCAUUGCCGGUACCUAAGCGUCGAAUACAUGCCUUUAUCAUAGUCGCUGAUUCAACAAACACUGUGACACUACUUGGAUCCAUGCCAGAUAAGAUUGUUGCGGCAUACCGGAAUCUCUUUAGGCAUUCGCUGCGAGCAGUGCAGUUCUCGAAGCCUGCCCGAUACAUCUACCGCGAUAGACUGCGGGAAGCGUUCAGAGAUGGCGACCCUGCUGAUUUUGAUCAGUCAAAAAUCGACAACACAGUGGAAUUCUUGAAGGCUGCGACGCACGACACUGGACUGGAACACAAGAUAGUAAAGAAUCUUUGCAAGGUGUGGUGGGGCCAGGCAUCCCGUUAUCAAAGUUGCGCAGACCCGGUGCCAUUUAUACAUCGCACUAAGCUGAAUGCCUUCGAGCACUACGACCACAACAUCAGAAUGCUUAACGAAAGCUUGGGUCUAUGCAUUCCUACAACAAAGCACUGGCAGCUUCUUCGAUGGCGACAGGCGUCAGAGAUAGUGACACCUAAGUCAGUACAAGGAAAGAAGUCACUACUCUUGAAGACACACUGGGAACCUUAUCCAGAACUUGUCAUGGAUACACAUGGCAGUACAACGUUUGAUCAUUAA
Pseudovirgaria hyperparasitica is the source of this 705-nucleotide messenger RNA. RefSeq names its product DUF1763-domain-containing protein. NCBI's taxonomy places the organism in Eukaryota, Fungi, Ascomycota, Dothideomycetes, Acrospermales, Acrospermaceae. The record is from RefSeq and is a predicted model, not a curated record. The transcript has 2 exons. The coding region runs from base 1 to 705 and encodes 234 amino acids.